Molecule: messenger RNA, 6309 nt
Organism: Brassica rapa (field mustard)
Lineage: Eukaryota; Viridiplantae; Streptophyta; Magnoliopsida; Brassicales; Brassicaceae
Source: RefSeq, a predicted model, not a curated record
AUUACUCAAUUGGAAUGGACUCGUACAAGUGGCCUUAUAAUGUCUGCGUGUCCUACAUUCGUAACUAAAUGAUUUUAUCUUGCGGAAAAUUAUUUAUUUUGAAAAUUAAUGUAAGUCUUUUGAAAUAGUCAUAUGGUUUCCUCCCAUUGUCUAAUGAUAAUGUAAAAUUGAUAAACUCUAAUUUGUUGAAAUAUAUCUAUAUUUUGUCAAACCAAAUAGAAAUAUCUAUUUAGAUCCGGGUUAAAUCUAGAUUUCUGAUGUAAAGUCUUCUUGAAACUCAACGAGCGAAAGAUCGGGAAAGCAAUGUAUUAACACUGGAAUAUGUGUAUUUUAAAUGUUUAAUAGUAAUUCCUGUUAUUCAUAAAAUUAGCAUGCAUGAGAAACCAAGCAAAAUUAACGGGUACGACUCCCAUUCGAAAUUCCCAAUUAUAAAAACCGCACCGACGACAUUAGAAAAGUGAAAACGAUAAUUAAAACAACAAUGGCGUUUGCUUCAACGACCAUCACGUGCCUCCUCGUCCUUAGACCAUCUCCAAUGGUUUACUCUAUUUUUUACUCUAAAAUAAAGUAACUCUAUAAUAGAGUUUGAGUUUGCUCCAAUGGUACUCUAUUUUAGAGUAAAAAAUAAAGUGAUGAACAAAGAAAAAACAAAUUACUCUAUAUUUGAAGUAAACCUAUUUUUCACUCUAUUAUAGAGUGAGAAAUAGAGUACCAUUGGAGCAUUUUCUACUCUAAACUCUAUUUUAGAGUGAAAAAUAGAGUGGGGUUGGAGACAGGCCCGUCCCUUCUAUAAGGCCAACGAAGCAUUGGCUUCAGGCCACAUAUUAUAAAUACAAAAAAUAGGCCACAUUUUCAAAAAUUACUUGUAGCUUAGAUAGGAAAAGUAAGAGAUGUUAGACCUUUUGGUCUCUAGUUCGAACCAGACCACAGCCAGUUUUAAAUAUAUUUUUCAUUGGUAAUUUUUAUGAAGGGCCACAUUAUUUGACAGGCUUUAAGCCUCAUAAAUCUUUGGGACGGCACUGGUUGGAGAUGCUCUUACGGUCUAUAUGGCAGCUCUAAUAGAGUCACACAUAAACGUGUGGGACAGUGACAACCACAAUGGCUCAGUGCAUAGAAUACUUGACCAACAGUAGUCCAUUGCCAUCAGACUACUGCUGCGCCGAAGUCAAAUCAUUGAAUCAAAUGGCUCACACCACACCGAACCGCCGACAAUUAUGUGAAUGCCUUAAAUCACUGGUUAAGGCAAACGAUGGAUUCAUCAAUAUCGAGCUUGUGGGCACACUCCCUACCAUUUGUGAUGUUUCAGUUCCCUACCCAACUAGUCUCAACACCAAUUGUGACGAGUACCUCUCCAUAACUUAUUUUUCUACUGUAUUACAUUUUUUUGUUUCUUUUUGGAAUACGGAAAAACCUUUAAAAGCUUUUAUCCUAGAAAAUAUCUUUUUGUUUUAAGAAAGGGCUUGCAUCCUAGAUAAUAUCUUGAAAGUUCACUAGACACAUGACUCCAAAAAUACAUAUUGAAUUCGACUAAACUACAACAUAGAUACAUGGUUCACGAAAUAUUGCAUACACUGAAGCAAAGAGUACGAAGGAAAAAUCUGCAACAGCUUAGAGCAAGUGCAACGGCGGUCCAUGUCGGAUCCUUAGCGCUAAUCCUUAGCUUAGGGUUAAUAUAAUAAUAUUAAUUAUUCGUGUAAACUUAAGGAGUGUCCCGUCGAGAAGGAUUUUAAGGGGCUGAUCCUUGAGUACGUGUCCUCUUCUUACUGGAUUGGGGUCGGUUUGUGUUUUGUUGGGUCAAGCGAGAAAUCUCAUUCUCGACCGAAACCGUAGAAAAGAAAAUAAUCUGGAGAGAAAGGUGAUAUCGGAGGCGAUUCUUCUCUGCUUCGUUUUUGGUAAAUCUUUCUCUAAAAUCGUUGAUUUUCGCUUCAUUAGAUCAGUUAUCUUCUUGUUUCCUCUCCAUCGGGUUGGAUAAUGGGGGUUUUUAUAUCGAUUUCGUUUAAUGAUUGAAAUUAGGGUUUUCAAAAAAUUUGGGGAUUAAUCGAUUUGGGGAGAGGGUUCGUUUGUAUAUAGGGUUUCAGAUCGAUUUUGGUUUGAAUCGGAAGCGGAUCUUCUCUUUUUUUUCUUACACGGAUUGAAAUCCCAAAUUGGUUUCAAUGUCAGAUGUAAUUGAUUUGUUUGAUCUUGUUGAAUCGAUAUGUUCAUUUUAAGAGAGUAUUCUUGGGGUUCAGUUAAAUCACUACUCGGUUGUAUAUAUGCGAUUGUUUUUUGCGAAUGUCAUAAGUAAUUGAUUUAACUGUGUUCUUCACUUCUUUCAGGUUAAAGAAAAUGGGACAAGAUUACAGCUACAGCCAGCCCUCUUCAUCAUCAGACUCUCUAGACAUAACCUCCCUUCUUGAAGCCGAAGCUCAGAUGUACGCGGAUGAAACUGACAGUAGCAACCGCAAUGCAAUGCCGGUUCAGUACCCACGUCAACCAGAGGCUGAUGAUGGAAUCCCCACGACAUGCUACUGUGGAGCUCAGCCUGUUCUCGGCUGCUCUUACACUCCUAAAGACCCAUACAGAAGGUACUUUACGUGCGUUCAUGCUGAUGAUGGAGACUGUCACGUGUGGAAAUGGUGGGAAGUGGCAGUCAUGGAGGAGAUGAGGGAGUUUCAGAGGCAACUUAGUGAUCUUAAGAACACUUCUGGAGAGAGUGAACAGAAGCGCCUUAACCUUGAGAAGACGGUAGAUGAGAGUGAGCAGAAGCGCCUUAACCUUGAGAAGAUGGUAGAUGAGCUUAGCGCUAUGAAGAAAGCAAGAAUUAAGCUAAUGGUCUGUCUAUUAGUCUUAAUAGGUUUGGUGUUAGUGAUUCUACGAGGAAUUGUUGGAAAGGUUUCAAAGGGGAGUGGCGUUUGUCAGAAUUAUCUGUAAUAAGGUACUAUUUUUUUUUAAAUAUUAGUACUCUUGUUGUGUUUGAAAUGAAGGUUAAAACUAGUACUCUAGUUGUGUUUGAACUGAAAUGGUGUCCGAUGCUAAUUGUUUGGUUUGUAUUGGAAUGAUUUGACUGGCUUUUAUUACUUAGUUUGAUAGGUAUUUACUCGGAUUAGAAUAGGUGUUAAUGUAACUUAUUUGCUUUCUAUCUUCCCAACUGCUCUGAUUUAAUAGGCUUUAAUUAGUUUAGACUUUGCUUACUUAAGUAGUAGUGUCGGUAGAAUAAUGUCACAACCCAACCUCUAACCAUGGCUAACCCUUCUGGCUAUGUAAACCUACUAAAUAGUCAAAAUCCCAUUGACCUUGAAUCACCCGAAGCUAAUUGGUUCGGUAGCCAAGUUCCCGAUGAGCCUGGUGUGAAGGAGAGGAGGAAAUGGACUCUCACAAAUGAUAAAAUCCUUAUUGGUGCGUGGCUUAACACCAGUAAGGACCCUGUGGUGAGCACUGAGCAAAACGCUGAUGCUUUCUGGAACCGUAUUGUAGACUACUACAACGCAAGCCCUCACCUGGUUGGGACUAUACCGAGGAAGCUUCGUCCUUGCAAGCAGAGGUGGGCUCGGAUUAACGAGCAAGUAUCCAAGUUUGCUGGUUGCUAUGAUGGGGCUCUGAGGGAGCAGAGGAAUGGGCAAAAUGAUGAUGAUCUCAUGAAAGCAGCUUUAGACAUUUUCUUCAGUAAUUACGGCUACAAGUUCGCCCUGGAUCACUGCUGGAGGGAGUUGAGGCAUGACCAGAAAUAGUGCGCAACUCAUACGGCUAAGGACGGUGGUAAGGAGAAGCGGAAACCACCUUUGGCGGGUGAUAGAGAAGAAGGGGAAGACGGAGAACCAGAGGGUAGACCUCCCGGGGUAAAGGCUGCCAAAGCUGGAUGUAAGAAGAAGAAGAGUGCUAGAGAGGAGGAGUUGACGAAGCUACAGGCUGUUUUAGGAACUGAAGAAAUAAUCUCUAGACAUAAACUCCUAGAUCGUUUACUCGCAAAAACAGAGCCACUCUCAGAGAUGGAGACUACUCUAAAACUCAAACUAAUGUCUGAAAUGUUGUGAUGUAUUAGUCUUGAUUGUAGGUAUUAAUUUUGUUUUGUGAAGUUGGGACUUUUACUUGUUUGUCUAUCGUACUAACUGUUGUCUUAUUUGAUGUGUCAGGUCCGUGAAGCCAUGUGAACCCAGUCACGGGUGUAUUGGGAGGUCUGAAAGUCUUUUGGUCGUUAGCGGAUGUGAAGCAAGUCACAGGUGCAUUUGUGUUCAAGUCUAGUAUUAUAAGUACUUGUCUUUGUUGUAUAAUAAGUAGCAAGUCACGGAUUCUACACUUUCAAAACUUGUAUCCUUUUGGUGCUUCAUCUUUGUAAAAGAAGUAGAAGCAGUCGUUGUAUCUUCUUGGUAGAAGAAGAAGUAGUACUUGUAUUCUCUUGCUGCCUUCUCUUUGUAUCCCCCCUCGGCAUUUGGUAACACUUAUCACUCUUGGUGCUUAAACUAAAACAUGUGUUGCAUUUCAUGUUCUUUUGGUACUUUUGGUUAAACUGAAACAUGUGUUCAAUAUUAGAACUGAAAAAAAUGUAGGAAGAUCUUUUGGUUCUAGCGUUUAAUAAUUGGUUGUUCUCACCCCGUUGCAUGUGUUCGGCUGAUUGACUAAAAAUCUCAAUAAUAAUACUAAAAAUGUGAAUAUUCCUCCUAAAAUUGGUUUACAAAAAUGGAAUUUUCUAAUUUUUAUUUAUAAAAAAACUAGCAAAUUUUUUCAUAUUUUAUAAAAAUUGCUAAAAUUUAAGUAACCAAUAAGUAAAAUUUUGGUUUAACGUAGGGAUAUCUAAAGAUGUCUUCAUCCUCAUCCGAUAACGUUGAUGAAAGAUUGGAUGAAAUUAUCGACGAAAUAGUGGAUGAUACAUACAAUGACAUUGUGGAGUCCCAACCCAAUAAGCAGAAGAGGCGUGCUUAUAUAGAGUGAAACCGUGAAGUAGGACACGACCGUUUAUGGAAUGACUACUUCAGCGAACAUUCAACAUUCUCGGCCCAUUUAUUCAGACGCCGGUUCCGCAUGAGUAAGGAUUUAUUCUUGCAUAUAGUAGUCAGCCCAUUUAUCAUUCUCGGCCCAUUUAUCAUGUUGUAUUUUUAAAUUUUAGCAUCUUAAAUAUUUAUAAGGCCUCAUGUUGUAUCUUUAUAUUUAAUCAUCUUUUUAUUUUAUCUUGUUUUUGUUUAAUCAUGUUUUGCUUAAAUUUUUCUUUUAAAAAUAAUAUAUAAAAAAUAAUAUUUAUAUUCCUAAGGACUCCGCAAUAGGACUCACCAUUAGACUCACCAUUUCAAUUCAGAUCCUUCACUAUUCAAAUAAAAACAAAUAAAAAAAAAUAUUUAAUACUCUAAUGACUCCGCAAUGGGACUCACCAUUGCGGAUGUUCUUAUUACCUUUUCUUGUAGUCUUUAGUGGAUUUUAUCUUAGUAUGUCAUGAUACAUAUUUGUAUUGUUUUGUUCGAAUGUUGCAGUAUAUCGACUGCCGUGUGAAAGAGGCAAGAGAUGUACGGUUAAUCAAAGUUGCCAGCUUUUCACCUAACAUCAUAAUUAUUCUGCAGCUAUAUCCAUUUUAUGACCUCUCAUUCUCUUAUUAUGUAAUCAUCCACUUCAUAUGGUAAUCACGACAAAGGAGCUCCCUCUCUCUUCGGCACUUAAUUUGAUGUUUGUACACCUACCGUACUGCCAGGGAUAACACUUACGGUCUUAUUAUUACAUUGGUCAAGAGGUUGCAUGAAAAAUAAUUAAGAUGCCACUAGUAUAUGUAAUAUGUGUAUCAUUUUACUGUGGUGUGUUGUUUUUAGAAUUUAUGUGUUUCAUGUCUUUCUUUAUAUACGACGGUCCAUUUAAUUGGUCGUCUUUGUUAUGUAUUCCUCUAAUGAUAUUAAUGGAAUUACGAUAUGUGGUAAAAUCACCUAACUCUCUCACUAAUCUUCACACAAUUUCGAUAAAAAAAAUUUCAUUGAUCAUUUAAUCUUUAGAGCACCAUUAACGGUAGAUUAUUCCCAGUUUCUAAUCAUUUAAAUUAAAGAAAUUUAUUUUAAAAAAAUAGGAGAGAGACAAAUCAGAAGUUUUCUGAACCAAACUUUUAAGAUACCUGCUACAACUUAAAAUUGUACGUGGCAUUCUUCUGUUAAUUCACAUGAUUUAAAGAAAAUGAAAAAUAAAUGUAUAGUUAAUAGAUUUCUAAUGACUGUAUGUGUUCAAAUCCGUAACUAUUUUAAAUCCCAUAAAUCUCAAGGUAAUUUUUUUUUCUUUUUUGCUAAAAAUGUAACUAUGAAAGUUGAGAAAUUACAACAUAAGAUCCAAAUCGUAAGAGUUUCAAGAUUGGCACUGACCUUUAGA